UCGCAUAAAAUCAGCUGUUUUCAUGACUCCCGGGAUGGAUGACAAUUCUGAACUUCGUCUGGUCGGAAUAUUUGUUAUGUUCGUCCUUGGUCUCAUCACGUUCUCCUUGCUUGUUGUUAAUCUUAGUGACUACGAUAGCCUCGACAGUAAUAAUAUUUUAGGAAGAGAAACUUUCACAGAUGAUUAUCAUUUUGGCCGCUUUAUGGACGACGAAGCGCUAGUAAAAAGCUUGAAGCUAACCAUGCUGAAACAUCCGACUGACACGACCGAACAUAUUACAAACAAACCUAUUCGAAGCAAAAUUGACUUCCUCCUAUGGAGCGUGAUGGGAAAAAAAGUGAACGGUGUCUUCAUGGAUUUUGGCGCGGGAGAUGGCAUCAGAUACUCGAGGACUCUUUGGCUGGAGGAAACCAAAAACUGGAACGGGAUCCUGAUCGAGGCGAACCCGUUGAUGAAACCACGCCUUAAUGAAUCAGGCCGGAAGGCCAAAAUAUUCUCCAGCUGUCUCGGUCUACAGAAAUAUCCGUAUAUUGGCGCGUUAGGUUUAAGGUCAAAUUACGGCAGUCGGCUUCUCGACGACGACUGGAUCAUUUAUGAAACAAUAGUCGAUGUUGACUGCUACCCAAUGUACACUUACUUUCUCGCCGCUGGGUACAAGUCCGUCGACCUUUUGGUUUUGGACAUCAACGGGAGAGAAAUAAACGCCCUCAAGACAACACCGUGGAGCAAAGUGGACAUUAAGGCUCUUCUUGUAAGAUACGUAACACGGGACGACGUGACAGAGAUAGUAAAUUAUUUAACGAAAGAAUCACGGAUCCUAUACGAGUUUGUCUAUUACGUCGAGUCAAUCUCAACCUACUUGUAUUUCGUCCAGUCAGAUAUUUUCAGAAAGUAUAAACAACAAGACAAGAGGGGAGACAGAGACAAAAGGACGUCCAGAUUUCCCGAAUAGUACUUUUUGUCAGGGGUCGUCAUGAGAAGAUUAAAGCCUUUUCUAUUAAGACGUCAUCACAACCACCCCUUGUUUUAUGUGACCAAACCCUCUACGCUUUACCGUAACAAUGUCCUCUCAUACUCGCAAAUAACAAACAAUUUUUCAUAUUUGUAUUUUACCUUGCCUUUGGUGGCGUUAUUGUACUUUCUUUAAUGAA
This is a messenger RNA of Cimex lectularius (bed bug), 1151 nucleotides long. Its product is annotated as protein Star-like. The transcript has 5 exons. Bases 23 to 952 code for a protein of 309 amino acids. The record is from RefSeq and is a predicted model, not a curated record. NCBI's taxonomy places the organism in Eukaryota, Metazoa, Arthropoda, Insecta, Hemiptera, Cimicidae.